GACACUUAAUCUUUGACUCUGUAGUAGAAAAAAAACCAUCAAAGCGCAGGAGUGUGAAUUUGAAGGAGGGACUGCGAGGAUAAGAGAAGUUAGAAGUUCCUUGUUUCCAAACAGAGAAGUAAGAGAAGCAGCAUUAAACAUUAAGCCGUCAGAACCUCGAGAUGAAACUCUGUCACAUUUUCUUCUGCUCCAUCUUCCUCUACCUGCAGGAUGGAAACACUGGACUUGCCAACGCUGAAACUCUCGUCUAUGAAGGAGUGGAAGGAGGAAACAUCACAGUUAAAUGCACAUUUUAUAUCCCUGGAAGAAAAACAUUUUUCUGCAAAGAAAAAUGUGAAAAAGGAAACAUUCUCAUUGAAACAGCUGAUUACACAGCUCAGAGCGGCAGAUACAGCAUUGAAUAUGAUCAUUUCAUAACUCCUAUUGUGCACGUGAGCAUCACACAGCUGAACAAGUUGGAUUCAGGACGGUACAGCUGCGCACUGGACACGAGUUUUCAACCAUGUGAUUUCCAGCUUGUCAUCACAGGAGCUUCAGACACUCCAACACCUCAUCAGCCUUUAUCAACAUCAACGUUUCUCCUGUCGGCCUCCACAACAACAACAGCAACAACACAGCAUGUGAACGUCAGUUCAGGAAGCUUCACAUCUUCAUCAGCCUCCUCUGAAAUCUCCAGACAGCCUCAAACAGCUGCAGGUUCAGAUAAGCUGCUUCAUGUGACUCUGAUUCUGGUCGCUAUGAUCACCAUCUUAUCAGCAGCUUUGCUGAUUUUCUACAAAAACAGGAAGAAUAAACCAAAAGGAUCUUCUAUGAAAACUGAACAUGCUGACAUCACACAGGCCAACUGGCUUUAUGGAAACAUCACAGAGGAUGAAGCUCAGAACCGUGUAACUCCUGUGCGGGUGUCUUCAGUUUAUGACUACCCCGAAGGCUCGCAACCAGAUGGAGUUGAAAACCAAGAGCUCUACAGCCUCGUCACCGCUCCUCAGAACACAGCUACAGAUGACAUGAAUGAUGCUGAUUACACUGAAGUGGAUUUUUCCCACAUUCCUUCCUCCAAUAGCGCCCCCUGUGGUAAUAUAUGUGACACUGUCUACUGUACACCUGCGAUUUAUGCCAAUCACCCCAACGUUGGUUCACCUCCUCUGUACUCUACUGUUGAAAUACAUUAGAUCUAAUGCUGUGGAUGGCACCUCAGUAGUCAGCAGGUGAACAUAAUUAGCCUUGGAUAAAUGCAAUGUUUUAUGAUAGUUACUCAUUAUUUAGCUUAAAAGAUAACUAAUUCACUUUUUUUUUCAAACUAUGGUAUUUCCCAAUAAUGUUAUUGUCAUAAUUGACAGACAAUUACAUAAAAUCAUAAUAUUAGUGCUAGCUGGCGUUAGCCAGUACAAUUCCGGCCACCUUUUUGUUCAAAUAUGGCCACUUGUGUUUACAGAAAAGAGAAUAAUGCAUCAUUAAAGACCUCAAAAAGCUGGUCCAACUUUUUAUUUAAAAAAAAUACUCUCUGUGAAGUUGUCUCUGUCUGUUACUCGAUAUAAAUGGUAAAUGGCCUGUAUUUGUAUAGCGCUUUAC
Messenger RNA from Pundamilia nyererei, 1572 nucleotides. RefSeq lists its product as uncharacterized. Lineage: Eukaryota; Metazoa; Chordata; Actinopteri; Cichliformes; Cichlidae. Gene Ontology annotation, cellular component: cell surface. The transcript is spliced from 7 exons. The record is from RefSeq and is a predicted model, not a curated record. The coding region runs from base 162 to 1172 and encodes 336 amino acids. Gene Ontology annotation, molecular function: signaling receptor activity.